ACCAGUAUCUUAAGGGAGAAGCAUAUGAAGGGUAAAGUGACGGAAGUCCUAAGGACCAUGCAGGAGGCCCAGCCCCAGACUCUGCCCCAGAUACACUCCAGCAACCGUGGCCAGUCUGCUGCCCAUCCAUCCUCCAGCAGCACCUCCCUGCUUCACGAAGAGCCAGAAGCAUGCCCUUCAGUGGAUGUGACCGAUGUCAGCCGGGCCACUCCUGCUGAUUCAGCUUCGUUGCUCAGCAACCAUCCAGAUGCCAGAUCUGCCCAGCCCUCCUACCCUCCAAGCGGCGCCACACAACUGAGCAGGAUGCCAGACCCAGGGCACCGGGGGAGCAGUGGCCCACGGGACGAGAUGCAGCCUCAGAAAAUGAAUGCGUCUGGGCACCUAUCCUCCUUCUCCUCUUUGUACCGGCCCAACUCCAAGCCCUCUGGGGCUGACCUACUGGAAAAGAAUCUUGUGGAGAUCCAGAACCUGCGCCAGCGCCUGGAGGAGUCCAUCUGCUUCAAUGAACGCCUGCAGGAGAGGCUGGAACACGUGCUCAGCAGUGCUGACCAAGGAAAAAGCACGACACAGUCUGCUCCAGGUGUCCCCCUGGCAACCCCUCAUCCUUACUCUCAGAGUCACUCUUCUGGCUCUGCCUAGGAUGUCUUGUGACAUGAUGUCUGGAUGGUCUAGAAGAAUGUUCUCCAGAACUUUUCCAGCCCUAUCCAACAGCAUUCUUGGCUGUGAACUUGGAGGCAUCGACAUUGACCUUUAAAUGAAUGGAUCAAAUUAGUAAAUUCUUAUUUAAAAAUUAUU
Molecule: messenger RNA, 795 nt
Organism: Enhydra lutris kenyoni (northern sea otter)
Lineage: Eukaryota; Metazoa; Chordata; Mammalia; Carnivora; Mustelidae
Product: myomegalin-like
Exons: 4
Coding region: 25-639 (204 amino acids)
Source: RefSeq, a predicted model, not a curated record